Molecule: messenger RNA, 1851 nt
Organism: Arabidopsis thaliana (thale cress)
Lineage: Eukaryota; Viridiplantae; Streptophyta; Magnoliopsida; Brassicales; Brassicaceae
Exons: 10
Coding region: 223-1494 (423 amino acids)
Source: RefSeq, marked reviewed
CUCAAAGAAAAAACCGAACUUGCUGUCUUGUAUCUUAAGAGGCCGUAGAAGUUAGUAUCUUUUGUGUUGAUAAGCUGAAUACUUUUGAGUCAUAUAUCUAUAUAUUAAUGCCUGUUUGGAGCAGCAUUGUGAGGAUGCUAUAGUGUUUAGCCUGCAGUUGAACUCGGAUAGCUUCAGACAUCUCAAAGAAUUUUCGACUUAUGGCAUUGGCUUUGUCUCAGAAUGGGUAUCAAUGAGUUUAGCUCCUUUGGUCGCAGAGGAAGCGGCUUUCAGGAGCACAACGGUGAAUCGCCGCCUUUUCCAUGGAUCCCAGCUCUAUGGGUUCUGAUGAUUGAGAGUUGCAGGCGUUUCGUACAAAGCAUGCAGGCAAAAGCUUUUUCAGGUUCUUUGACUGCCGGUGGUAAUCAGGCUAAAGUGCUUUGCAGGACUUGUUUUUGGAUUUGCCCGCUAUCAAGAAAGUUUCUUGAAAUUAUGUAUCCAGUUGUGCCGAGGUUAAGUUGCGCGAGAGGUACUGUGUUAGAGCCAGUAAGUUUGGAUGCUGGGCAUGCUAUUUCUCUGGAUUUGGAAACUGCCGCCCUUAAGAUGUCAGCAGAUUUGAACAGAACUGAGAUUCCUUCAUCUGUAAGCAGCAAGGCUCUGUUAUACGAGAGCUUAAAACCAAGCAUCUGGUGGGUUUCAUAUGCUUUCGCAAAUCUAAUGAGUCCACCCUCUACUCAUUCUCCUUUUCAAGCAUUCUUGGUUAAGAGCUCCAACCUGGAAGGUUUCACUCUGACUGAAGAUGAGGCUGAAUCCGUGGAGUCUGUGGUUAUGCUUCUUCAGAAGGAUGAUUUCAAGGAUCUGAAAACGCUGGGCAAGAUGGAAACUAUCAUACAAUUACUGCAGACCAUUCCGAACCAAGAGCAUUGCAGCAGCAAGUGGUGCAAUAGGAGAGUAGCAAUACAAUGUGUAGAUUUCUCUAAGCAGACUAUCAUUAGGGAUGUGUGGCGUUUAUUGGAUAGUAUUGCUGUGUCUUUGGCUUCUCAACAAAAGAAGUCAUCAGUAUCUUUAAAGGAAGUUUCUCCUAGUUUGUCUUGGUUAUCAUCCUGUAACAUUCCAAUGCCUGGUCUGGCGAUUGAAGCAUCAAGAUAUGGAAUUUUAAGCGUUCACAACAAAGUUCCUGAGAUAGUACUACUAUCUUGGCUAACCCAGACAAUGGAAGCCGCAUUAUGGUUGACAGGGAAUUUCCAUGAUGUUGCUGCCAUUGUUAGCUCGAGUUUGUUUUCAUCAAGAGUGAAAGAAAUCCGUAUUAGGUUGCAGGAACAUCAUGAUCUCUUACUGGCUAUGUUACCAGCUGUUGUUUUUGUUGCUGAAGUUCGACUGAGUGUAGUUCCGGAGGCAACACAAGCACAUCGCAACAGUAGUUACACAGAAGUUUCCUUUCUAGAGUUAGCAACCUCAGUAAAAGCCUCUCCUCUACUCGGACGGCACUUGCUUUGCAAAGAACAUUACUUCUGAUCUACCAGACAAUAAGCCAGCUAUACAAGUCUUGGAGUUGGCUGCGCAUACACUGUCUACGGAUAUCAUGUCCUUUGCCAAAACACUGGCGGCAAACGUUUUGCAGAAGAUGUAAAAAAGGUGGAUGGAGAGUAUGCAGAGCUGGCUGUCUCAAAUGGAACGAGGCUUGAAUCAAAGACCAAGGGUGGUUUGAUGAAUUUUAUGCAGUCUCCAGGACUUGUAGAAAGCACCAAUGCUGGGUUUUUCCUGAUAGAUACGAGGCAACCAAAGGAGUGAAUGUCCUGGACUCUAGAAAGGAAACAUGGAAGGAAUACACAUGGAUGAAUUCACUCUAUGAUCAAAUGUAUAUUAUAGAUU